This is a messenger RNA of Lactuca saligna, 1473 nucleotides long. Lineage: Eukaryota; Viridiplantae; Streptophyta; Magnoliopsida; Asterales; Asteraceae. The record is from the annotation of a GenBank genome assembly.
AUGGCAUUAGAAGAACCACAUGACACCCAACUUCACUUUCUUGUUAUACCCUUAAUGUCACCAGGCCACUAUAUUCCCACCAUUGACAUGGCUAAGCUACUAGCUCAACAUGGUGUUAGAGUCACCAUAGUCACAACCCCAGUGAAUUCCAUUAGAUUCGGGUCAAUCCUUGAUCAAGCAAUCCAAUCAGGUCUUCCCAUCCGUUAUCAGGAAUUCCCACUUCCAACUGCAGAGUUUGGGUUACCAGAAGGUUGUGAAAGCUUGGAUGAGGUUCCUAGUAUGGAAAUGGGCAGUAAACUUUUCCUUGCCCAUAGUUCUCUGCAACAACAAGUCGAACAAUAUAUUGAAAACCUGAAUCCAAGGCCAAGUUGCAUCUUAUCUGGCACAUUUCUCCUAUGGACAGCUGAAACAGCAAAAAAGUUUCAGAUUCCAAGGAUUAUAUUUGACGGAAUGAAUUGCUUCACACAGAUGUGUAACCACGUUUUGUACCUCACCAAGGUUUAUGAAAGUGUAGGUGAGUCAGAGUCGUUUGUUUUACCCGGUUUGCCUGAUCGAAUUGAACUAAAAAGAUCCCAACUAUCUUUUGCAUUCAACCCUGGCUCAAAAGACGUGACAGAUUUUGUUGAAAAAGUUCGGGUAUCGGAAUCUGAAGCAUUUGGAGUAGUUAUAAACAGUGUUCGGGAGUUGGAACAAGGAUAUGCUGAUGAAUAUCAGCAAAUCAAAGAAGAUAAAGUUUGGUGUGUAGGUCCAUUAUCCCUAUGCCAUAAAGAUGUAUCAGAGAAGGCCCUGAGAGGUAACAAGCCCUCCAUUAACAAGAACGAAUGCCUAAAGUGGCUAGAUUCUAAAGAUAAUGGCUCGGUGAUCUAUGCAUGUCUAGGAAGUAUUAGUCGUAUGGAGCCUGACCAGUUAGUCGAGCUUGCUUUAGCUCUAGAAUCUUCUAACAGACCGUUUAUUUGGGUGGUUCGGGCGGGCCCCAAGACACCAAAGAUAGCAAAAUGGAUAGAUGAUGAGGGGUUUGAAGAGAGAACCAAAGAUCGAGGUCUAUUGAUCCGUGGGUGGGCUCCACAGCUGGUGAUCUUAUCCCACCCUGCAAUUGGAGGGUUCUUGACUCACUGUGGCUGGAAUUCAACUCUAGAAGGGAUAUGUGCUGGUGUUCCCAUGGUGACAUGGCCUCAGUUUCAGGAGCAGUUCUAUAAUGAAAAGUUAGUUGUACAAGUGUUGAGGAUUGGAGUUAGUGUUGGUGCUCAAAAUGUGGUGCAUUGGGGUGAAGAAGAGAAGUCUGGACUACAAAUAAAGAGUGAGGAAUUGCGGAAGGCUAUAGAGAUUGUGAUGGAAAAAGGGAAUAAAGAAGGAGAAGAGAGAAGAAAGAGAGCUAAAGAACUUAGUAAGAUCGCACAUAAAGCAAUAGAAGAGGGAGGAUCUUCUCACUGCAAUAUGAGACGACUUAUUGAAGAUGUUAGGAAAUUAAGCUAA